Messenger RNA from Plasmopara halstedii, 3132 nucleotides. Its product is annotated as resistance-nodulation-cell division superfamily. The transcript has a single exon. The record is from RefSeq and is a predicted model, not a curated record. Lineage: Eukaryota; Oomycota; Peronosporomycetes; Peronosporales; Peronosporaceae. Bases 1 to 3132 code for a protein of 1043 amino acids. Gene Ontology annotation, cellular component: membrane.
AUGCGAUUUUUCUAUCGCCUAGGAGCGCUCAGCAGUGGAUACCCCGUAGUCACAGUGCUGCUAGCAGUGGUUUGUAGUGCCAUAUUGUGUCUUGGAGCUCUGAAAAUCAAGCUGAAGACUAAUCCACAGGGACUUUGGGUCCCUCCUAACAGCGUUGCCAUCAAGGAACAAAAGCUUUUCAAUCAGCUUUUCGGACCAUUUUUUCGCAUCCAGCAGCUUUUAUUCUUUGUUGAAAGUGAUACAGAUCCAAACUCCAACUCAAAAUUGAGUGAAUCUUUGACGUGUGAUGCUAAUCAUGAUUUAGUCCAACGAGAAUUCUUACUCCAGAUGGCUAAAGUGCAGACCGAAAUCACAAAUGCUGUCAUUUAUAGCCAAGACGAAUCAAACGUGACACUCUCUCUACAAGACUUUUGCUACCGACCAAUUAAGGGAAAAGGGUGUUUAGUUACAAGUCCGUUUCAGUACUGGCUGACAAAUGCUACUUUACUACAAAAUGAUCCAGAUAUUAAGCUCACGACUGCGUGUCAGACUACAGAUCCCGAACUUCAAAAUCGAUCGCCUUGUAUGGAUCAAAACGGAGUGCCAGUGAUGAGGAAUGUAGUCUUUGGGGGUCUGUCAAGAGAUAAUUGUCACGAAAAUCCAGACCCGUGUGGAGAAGCUACACCUCAAGCUAAGGCCUUAAUAGUCACAUUCUUAUUAAAUAACAAUCCAGAAAAUGAGACAUAUACGCAAUAUGCUGAACGCUGGGAGAAGGAGGUAUUCCUAAAGAUUGCUGAACAAGCUGCUGAAUCAUUACAUCCUUCGAUAGCGAGUUGGAAUGAUGAAUUUAUCUGGGAUAGUGUAGUGGAUCAAGAGUUGGCGAAGGUUGGUGUUGACGGUAUGAGACUCACGUAUAUGGCUGAACGGUCCAUUGCAGAUUCAUUGAAAGUGCAGACACAACAAAAUGCGUUUAUUGUGGCGGUCAGCUACAUCGUCAUGUUUUUGUACGUGUCGGCAUCGCUAGGAAUAUUCCUAGACCCGGUGCGAUCACGAUUUGGACUUGGAUUGACAGGCAUUUUGAUCGUGAUACUAUCAUUGAUUGCUGCUAUGGGUACAAGCUGUGUAUUUUUAAAUAUGGAAGUAACAAUGAUCACGUUGGAGGUUGUGCCAUUUUUGAUCCUCGCCAUUGGUGUGGACAAUAUUUUUAUUCUGACCAACGAAUUUGACCGAUUGGCAAGUUUGCAUGGACUUUUUACGAUUGAUACCAAGCGCGACACACACAAUCGAAUCGAAAAUGAGCGGAUAAUGCUCAAGCAAAUGAUGGGAGAAACUAUGCUGAACGUUGGGCCAUCAAUUGUUGUAGCGGCUGUUGCCGAAAGUUUAGCUUUUUUAAUGGGAGCAUUCACUCGUAUUCCAGCUCUCGUGAGUUUCUGCACUGUCGCUGCAUUAGCCGUUGUCGUUAAUCUUUUCCUUCAGCUAACUUGGUUUGCCUCAGCACUUGUGCUGGAUGCACGUCGUGUGCGUGCUCGGCGGUAUGAUUUGUUUCCGUGGGUGAAACAGAAAGUCAUACUCAAACCACCAAUAAGUCAUAAGCGAAGAGCUAGUGUAAGAAACGACGUUCAGUACGAUUUGCUCCACGAGAAGGUUGGUGGAGAAACAGCGUCGGAAAACGUUCGGACCAUUGGUGUGAUUCAACGAUUUGUUGAAAAGAACUAUAUUCCCUUUAUACUGCGUCGAUCUACGAAAAUCUUAGUACUUAUUACAGCAUUGACAAGCCUGACGCUUAGUGCUAUCGGGUCGUUUGAGUUGCCUCUAGGACUUGAGCAAGAACUUGCUGUGCCGGUGGACUUUUACCUACACGAGUACUUCAAGCAACAGACAGCACUUGGUGAGGCUGGCCCUCCAGCUUAUGUUGUUCUAGACGGCGAUGUUGACUAUACGGAUGCGCAAGUGCAUCAAGAGAUUAAUGCUCUUUUGGACAAGCUGUCGGAACUUCAGCAGUACGUCGAACUGCCAAUUUAUUCGUGGAUACACACGUUUAAUCAGUGGCGCCAAAUGCGCUUCUUUCUUCACGACAAAAUAAUUCAAGGUCUGUGUGACUGCCCGGUUCAGCCAUUGGAUCCAUUUGCGUACGAAUUGGUUAUCAAUGAGUCUAUUGAAUUGAGCGCUACAUCGAAUUAUUCCAUUUACGAAGAUGGAUUUCUAUCAGCCGCAAAUGUGACUCCUAACGCGCUGUUCUACCCAUUGGUGAAAAUUUUUACAAAUAUAGCUAUCGAUUCGACAUGUUGCCAGCAUUUCGGACUCUGUGGUGCUCAGUAUGAAGAUGAUAUCAUCUUCGGCGAUUCGAAACUCUAUGAGAAUUCCGAAAUGGGUAACAUUUCAAUUCUUGGUUCUCGAAUGCGCUUUCAAUUAAAAGCUCUUCGCAAUCAGUCGAUUUAUAUAAAUUCGUACUACUACCUGCACGAUGUGACAAGUCAAUGGAGCGCUAAUAAAGCUGCAACUGCGUUUCCAUAUGCUCUAGUCUUCGUCUUCGAGGAGCAAUACACUUAUAUCCAAGGAGUGGCACUGCAAAGUGUACUGCUAGCUUUAGCUGUUGUCUCGGGUACAGUUUUUGUUCUCAUGGAUGGAUCUUUGCGAUUGACUAUAAUCGUUUCUUUAUGUGUGCUCUCGAUGGCAUUUUCGCAAUUGGGCCUCUUGUUCGUUUGGAAUUUAAUCGCUGGACGAGAUGCUAUGACCUCGAUAAAUGCUGUAUCUGUAGUAAAUCUAAUCGCUUGCUUUGGACUUGGUGUGGAAUUCUGUGUCCAUAUGGCCCAUCAGUUUUCCAGUUCAAAGAAACAUCGACUAGGAACGACCGGAAAUGACCAUACUCGUAAUGCUUUAACGAGUGUGGGUGCUUCCGUCUUCUCCGGUAUCACGCUUACCAAACUUUGUGGCAUUGGCGUGCUCGCGUUUGCACCGUCCAUGCUGUUUCGUGUGUACUUCUUCCGAAUGUACUUGGGCAUUGUAGUGUCUGGCUGUUUUCAUGGUCUUGUGUUACUACCUGUGCUUCUUAGUCUGGUUGGUCAACCGCAAACUUAUCCGAAUGAUCUCAGCUCUUUUCUGCUAUCCGAAGAGCGCGAUGACGAGUUUGAGGACGAAUUGAAAGCAUUUUAA